AAAAUUAGUAAAAUUAAUGAUAAAGAAAUAACCAACAAAACAAGCAACUAGGAUGUAAACUCAAGCAAAUGAUUAAUAAGAAGUUGUAACAGUAAGUAAAUUUUGUAAUGAUUAAAGCAAAGUUAGCAAGCAUCUAAAUACACUUUAAAUUAAAUUGUCGGUAAUGGAACAUUUGGGAUGGUUUAUUUGGUAUAAGAUAUGAAAUAGCUUAGGCAACAAACUCUUAAACAAAUGAAAAAGUGGCAAUAAAAAAAGUGUUUUAGGAUAAACGAUAUAAGAAUAGAGAGCAUUUGAUAAUUUAAGAGUUGAAUCAUCCAUGUGUUAUAAAAUUGAAAGAGGCUUUUUUCACUUAAGGAGACAAGGUAAAUUUGAAUUAUCAUUAUGAUAGGGUGAUGAUGUGUAUUUGAAUCUAGUAAUGGAUUACAUACCUGAUACGUUAAGCAAGGUUAUUAGAUAUUACAAAAAAGCUAAACAGCCAUUUCCAGCAGUUUUAUUAAAGAUUUAUAGUUAUUAAAUGUUCAGAGCAUUAGCAUAUUUAGAAGGUAAUAGUAAUAAAUAGAGAAUAGGAAUUGGUAUUUGCCAUCGAGAUAUAAAGCCAUAGAAUAUUCUUGUAGAUCCUAAUUCUCAUGUUUUAAAAAUAUGUGAUUUUGGAUCUGCAAAAAGAUUGUAGAAAGGAGAGCCAAAUGUGGCAUAUAUAUGUUCAAGAUAUUAUAGAGCUCCAGAAUUAAUUUUUGGAGCAACAGAAUAUACAACAGCUAUAGAUACUUGGUCUAUUGGAUGUGUAAUAGCAGAAAUGUUAAUUGGAGAACCACUGUUUCCUGGUGAAAGUGCAACAGAUUAGCUUGUAGAAAUCAUUAAAAUAUUGGGAACUCCUACUAUUGAAUAAGUUAAAUAGAUGAAUCCUAUGCAUAAAGAAUUUAAAUUUCCAUAAAUAAAGAAUCACCCUUGGAGCAAAGUAAAUUAAAUUUUUGAAGUUAAUUUAGGUAUUUUAGAAAUUUAAACCUGAUCCUUUAUUUGUUGAUUUGAUAUCAAAAAUAAUGUUGUAUCCUCCACGUGAGAGAUUAAGACCCUUAGAAGCAUUGUCUCAUCCUUUUUUUAAUGAAAUAAGAGAUGAAAAGUUUGGGAUUCCAAAUGUAAAACUACCUAAUUUUUUUGAUUUUACUAAAGGUAUAAAUAUGCAAUAUUGGGUAGAGGAAUUGGGAAUAUAGCCUGAAAUAGCAUUUAAAUUAACUCCAUAAUGGUAUUAGUAAAAGAGGAUAUGAACUUAAUUAUUUUU
This is a messenger RNA of Paramecium sonneborni, 1276 nucleotides long. The record is from the annotation of a GenBank genome assembly. NCBI's taxonomy places the organism in Eukaryota, Ciliophora, Oligohymenophorea, Peniculida, Parameciidae.